Coturnix japonica (Japanese quail) is the source of this 1390-nucleotide messenger RNA. RefSeq names its product serine/threonine kinase 16 (gene STK16). Gene Ontology annotation, molecular function: protein serine/threonine kinase activity; ATP binding. Gene Ontology annotation, cellular component: cytoplasm; Golgi apparatus. NCBI's taxonomy places the organism in Eukaryota, Metazoa, Chordata, Aves, Galliformes, Phasianidae. Gene Ontology annotation, biological process: protein phosphorylation. The record is from RefSeq and is a predicted model, not a curated record.
CGGGUGACGCGACGGUGACGCGCGGCGGCGGGCGAUGACGCGCGUGGACGAUGGGGCAGGCGCUGUGCGUCUGUUCCCGGGGCACCAUCAGCGUGGGGGGGGCGCGGUACCUCCUGCUGCAGCGCCUGGCAGAGGGGGGCUUCAGCUACGUGGACCUGGUGGAGGGGCUGCGGGACGGGCGCUUCUACGCGCUGAAACGCAUCCUGUGCCACGACAAGGAGGACCGGCAGGCGGCCCUGCGCGAGGUGGAGAUGCACAACCUGUUCCAGCACCCCAACAUCCUGCGCCUGGAGGCACACUGCAUGGUGGAGAAGGGGGCCAAGCACGAAGCCUGGCUGCUCCUGCCCUAUGUGAAGGGGGGGACCCUAUGGAGCGAGGUGGAAGCACUGAGGGAGAAAGGAAGCUUCAUGCCGGAGCAGCGCAUCCUUCUCAUCCUCCAUGGCAUCUGCAGUGGGCUGCAGGCCAUCCACAGCAAGGGCUACGCACACAGGGACCUGAAGCCCACCAACGUGCUGCUGGAUGAGGACGACCAGCCUAUUCUCAUGGACCUGGGCUCCAUGAACCGGGCCCGCAUGGAAGUCACCAACUCUCGGGAGGCCUUGGCUGUGCAGGACUGGGCUGCCCAGCGCUGCACCAUCUCCUACCGUGCCCCUGAGCUCUUCACGGUGCCCAGCCAGUGUGUCAUUGAUGAGCGCACGGAUAUUUGGUCCCUAGGCUGCGUGCUGUACUGCAUGAUGUUCGGGGAGGGCCCCUACGAUGCCAUCUUCCAGAAGGGUGACAGUGUGGCCCUAGCGGUGCAGAACCCCAUCACCAUCCCCACAACUUCCAGGUACUCAGCCACCUUGCACCGCCUGCUCUCCUCCAUGAUGACAGUGAACCCCCAGGAACGGCCCAGCAUUGAGGACAUCCUACAGCAGCUGGAGGGGCUGCAGGCUACACCAGCCGGCCAGAUCACCACGAGUAUCUGAACGUGGCCCAUCACUGGCCUAGGCUGUGCUGGGCUACCCUGGGCCUGCUUCCCCCUGGGGGGAUUUCUGUGCCCUGGGGAGAGCUGCUCCAUCCUGGAGGUGUUUUGGAGUCAGACUGUCGUUUGGGGGUGUGCAGUGCAGUGGUUUGUACCCUGAACGCUGCCGCUGGGGCCUGUGCGACCGCUGGGGUCUGCAUGGCUGCUGGGGCCAAACGGGCCAGCACUAGGCUGCAGGACUGGCACACGUGCCCUGUUGCUGAGGGCAAGGCCUCGCUGCCCGCCCCGAGCCCACAGGGUGGCAGGUCUCUCCUGCCCCAAAGUAUGUGCUGCUGGAACGAGGUGAGGGCAGGUGGGGCUCAGUGCCCGCUGCCUUGACACCCACGUUGCCUUGUGUUUUGAAUAAAGGUGUUCUUGAUGAGGUGU